UCCACUCUACUUAGCUGCUGCUGCUGGCGGUGACACGUCGUUGGGUACCCCGAGAGAGAGAGAGAGACAGAGAGAGAGAGUAGAACCGAAGAGAAAGGCUGAAUAAGGAGGAGGGAAUGGCGGACCCACAAGCGACGACGGAGGGGCAGCAGAUGAAUGGGGAUAGGGCCCUCGCCUUGGCCGAGACCGUCGGGGCCAAGAGGCAGCGGAGGCCCAGCGUCCGAUUGGGCGACCUCGGCGGCGACCUCACCUUCGACUCCCACGUCCGAAGGAAGCAUCACUCCUCCUCCUCCUCCGCCGCCGCCGCCGCCGCCGCCUCCGCCUCCGCCUCAGGUAACCUCAAUAGAUCCUCCAAGACUCGUCCUUUGUUCAAUUUGAGCUCCGACCACCACCAAUCCCUCGACGAUAACGACAAAUUCGACAACUUGGAUUCCGUCGCCAUUGGGAGCUGGAAAGUCAAGGACUCCAAGAAGCGCGCCCCCAAUGCCACCAAGAGGAUUCGCUCCAAUUGGGUUCCCAAGGUCACCGACGAGGGCGGCGGCGAAGUCGAGUUGGAGAAGUAUAGUGGUGGCGAAGAUUUCGAUGAUGGGUACAAUGAUUUUGAUAUCGAGAAUUUGGAGAGUCCCGUCAAGGAGCAGAGCCCGGUGAACUCUUUGGAGAAUUUGGGUGUGGAUAGCCAUGGAAAUGACAGGGAUUUGCUGUAUAGGAGACCCGUUAGGGGUAGGAGUAGGGACCACCAUGACGCGGUCGAGUUGUCGGGGCCCUCGGAUACGGAUUUGAGGGAUAGGGAUGGGAGGUGCGGAGAGGAUGGGGUGAAGAUUUGGCUUAAUGGGUUAGGACUAGGGAGGUAUGCACCCGUUUUCGAGGUUCAUGAGGUGGACGAUGAGGUUUUGCCUAUGUUGACAUUGGAGGAUUUGAAAGAUAUGGGGAUCAAUGCAGUCGGUUCCAGAAGGAAAAUGUACUGUGCCAUUCAGAAGCUAAGCAAGGGAUUUUCGUAAUGCCUUUUCUGUUGGUUUUGAGAAAUCCUCAGACAUGUUUUCUUGUAUGUACUUCCUUGACUGCGAUACUGAAGUAGGCUGGAAACUACUGUUGAAGUUGGUGAGAGAAAUUUUUGCUCUUCUUCCAACUAUGAAGUAGGAAGAAAAAGAACAAAUUUAUGCACAAAUUCUUUUUAAGGCUGGCAUAUAUUGAAUUUGACUGUGGUGCUUGUACUAGCUGAUGCUCAGAGAAUAUUUUAUUUCAUUCGGUCA
Eucalyptus grandis is the source of this 1250-nucleotide messenger RNA. RefSeq lists its product as uncharacterized. NCBI's taxonomy places the organism in Eukaryota, Viridiplantae, Streptophyta, Magnoliopsida, Myrtales, Myrtaceae. The coding region runs from base 117 to 998 and encodes 293 amino acids. The transcript has 2 exons. Gene Ontology annotation, molecular function: protein binding. The record is from RefSeq and is a predicted model, not a curated record.